Molecule: messenger RNA, 1692 nt
Organism: Aegilops tauschii subsp. strangulata
Lineage: Eukaryota; Viridiplantae; Streptophyta; Magnoliopsida; Poales; Poaceae
Source: RefSeq, a predicted model, not a curated record
AUGCCAUGUUCGCUCAGGAGGCUCUUCGCAACAAUUUUGGUGCACUGUGAGCCAGGCGACAUGCGUGGUUUAUGGGAUAGGCACUUCGAGCCUAUGUCUGAUGACUAUCGGCGCUCACACACGUGCCCGAUUGAGGUGGAACAGAUGGUGUUGCUUGACAUUAGGGGUAUGUUGCAGUCCAUGGGCAAAGACAUAGCUGAUUUCGCUCUUCCAUGCAUUGACGAUGCGUUCGACCCAACCGAGGGAGAGGCCAGAGAAGUGAUCGAGGAAUCCAACGUCGAUUUUGACAUCAACGACACUAAAUUGGCUUCGUCGCUAAACUUGGAGCAGAGGGCUGCAUACGACGAGAUACUAGCUUCUGUUGAACGGAAGACCUUCCUGUACAGGGCGCUGCUCGCCAAGGUUCGAAGCGAGGGAAACAUCGCUAUCGCUACCGCGACGUCAGGCGUCACCGCUUCUAUCAUGCCUGGAGGCAGGACUGCCCACUCGAGGUUCAAGAUCCCAUUGAGCUACGACGAUGGCGCCUCAUGCACCUUCACGAAACAGAGUGGUACCGCCAAGCUACUGAGGAUGGCCUCAUUGAUACUAUGGGACGAGGCCACCAUGACUAAGCGACAGGCGGUCGAGGCACUGGACAACAGCAUGCGCGACAUUAUGGGAAGACGGGAUCGACCCUUUGAAGGAAAAACUGUUGUGUUUGGUGGGGACUUCAGGCAGGUGCUUCCGGUCGUCAGGAGGGGGUCCCGGGGUCAGAUAAUCGAUGCAACCCUUCGAAGUUCACACCUCUGGAAGGGUAUGCGCCAGCUAAGGCUCGUCACCAACAUGAGGGCUCAUAAUGACACCUGGUUUGCGGAUUACUUGCUAAGGGUAGGCAAUGGCACCGAGGAAGUUGACGAUCAAGGAAACAUACGACUCCCUGAAGAUAUUUGUGUGUCGUCUACAGGCGAGGGUGACGACCUGGAGAAGCUGAUUGACCAUGUGUUUCCGAGACUAGAUGACAACAUGUCCGAUCCGAAUUACAUGACUUCACGUGCAAUCCUCUCCACCACGAACGACAACGUCGACAAGAUAAACAUACGCAUGGUAGAGCGUUUUCGGGGAGAAGAAGUAAUCUACCAUAGCUUUGACAGUGCAGAAGACGACCCGUAUGACUACUACGCUCCCGAGUUCCUAAAUGGAUUGACUCCCAACGGUCUGCCUCCGCAUGCACUCAAACUGAAGCUCAACUGCCCCGUCAUACUUCUGAGGAACAUUGAUCCGGCUAAUGGUCUGUGUAACGGGACGAGGCUUGUGGUGCGAGGUUUCGAGAGGAACGCCAUCGACGCAGAAAUCGUGAUCGGACAACACAAAGGUAGGAGGGUAUUCCUUCCUCGAAUACCCCUAUGCCCGUCUGACAACGACAUGUUUCCAUUCAAGUUCAAGAGGAAGCAAUUUCCUGUAAGGCUUAGCUUUGCUAUGACAAUUAACAAGGCUCAAGGCCAGAUGAUUCCGAUUGUUGGCGUGUACCUACCUAAUCAUGUGUUCUCUCAUGGUCAACUCUAUGUCGCACUGUCUCGAGCCACCGCAAAGAGAAACAUAAAGAUCCUCAUUGAGAAGGAGAAGGAGAAGGAGAAUGCCAAGAAGCAAAGAAGCAAAGCAAUAAAUAAGAGUUUUAAUGAAUUGUUGGAACCUGGACAGUACCACAAUUUAUAA